AUGGAAGAAGUAGCCGAGGGCCAAAGCGGCCGGACCCGGAGCGUCGGAACAACGCCCCCACCCCCACCGCAGGUCCCAGAGAGCUCAGGCUGUCCGGCAGGGUUUACCUCUGCAUACCCAACACAGUCCUCCGUUCCUUCGAGACCGCACGUUGCAAGAGUUCCAAGUUCAGAAAAAAAAGGAUUUAAUUGUCAAGCCAGGAGAUUUUUUUAUAAAGAGAAUGAUACCCCUGGACCUGGCUUCUACAACGUCAUUCAUCAAUCUCCAGUGUUCAACAGUGUCUCCUUGUCCAAAAAGGGGACUUGCAUGUUUCCGUCUAUGGGCACCCGCAUGAGCAGCACCACCUCUAAGUAUCCUGCAGCAAAUGCCUACUCAAUCCCGUCGUAUAUUUUUUCAAAGAAAGACUUCAGCAAUACCUGUUCCAGCAUGUUCCAAUUGCCACACUUUGCCAAAGUUCUCAAAUUUGAAACUCCUGCCCCAAACCAUUACAAUGCCGCUGUCUCUUCCUGCAUGGAGAAGAACAACGUCUGUGCCCGAGCAGGGUUCAUGUCCAAAACCCCAAGAUGCGUGUUCACGCCCAGUGAAAUGGGGCCUGCUCCAGGGCAUUAUAACAUCAACGAAGCCCUCGUGAGGCAGUCGCCAAAGGUAAUGAUGUCUAGUUUUAAGUCAAAAACUGACCGUGGACUCAAGCUGAGGUCAGCAGGCCCAGGACCUGGUUCCUACAACCCAAACGACCGCAUCAAAGUUCCGAAAAAGACGCUGAUCCCGAAAAACCCCGUCCUGAACUUCUCUGCCCAGCCUUUGCCUCUCCCGCCUAAGCCGCCUUUCCCGGGCCCUGGUCAGUAUGACAUUGUGGACUACACCCCCAAGAACUUCAUCUCGAGCGCGUCGUUCGUGUCCAACACCAGGCGAUGGAUGGCGGGACCGUCCCAGCUGGGGCUCCCCGGCCCAGCCACCUACAACCCGGAAUCCCCAGGCAAGCAGUCCUUUCUCUACAACGAGGACCAUAAAUGGAUCCCAGUGCUGUAGUGACGUCACAGACGCUCGGGGAGAAGCCUGGCCUCUGGCCCACCUGACUCAGCUUCCCCAUGACUUUUUAAAAGAGAAUACAUUUUUCCUGUGUGACAUCCAA
Molecule: messenger RNA, 1132 nt
Organism: Echinops telfairi (small Madagascar hedgehog)
Lineage: Eukaryota; Metazoa; Chordata; Mammalia; Afrosoricida; Tenrecidae
Gene: STPG1
Product: sperm tail PG-rich repeat containing 1
Exons: 9
Coding region: 1-1029 (342 amino acids)
Biological process (GO): positive regulation of mitochondrial membrane permeability involved in apoptotic process
Source: RefSeq, a predicted model, not a curated record